Molecule: messenger RNA, 2598 nt
Organism: Aspergillus tanneri
Lineage: Eukaryota; Fungi; Ascomycota; Eurotiomycetes; Eurotiales; Aspergillaceae
Gene: facB
Product: C6 transcription factor FacB/Cat8
Exons: 5
Coding region: 1-2598 (865 amino acids)
Biological process (GO): regulation of DNA-templated transcription; DNA-templated transcription
Molecular function (GO): DNA binding; DNA-binding transcription factor activity, RNA polymerase II-specific; zinc ion binding
Source: RefSeq, a predicted model, not a curated record
AUGCCUGGAAUUCUUCCUAUGAAAGUGAUCAAGGUCGGUAGCAGCUCGCAGAGUCGUAUUGCCCAGGCCUGUGAUCGUUGCAGAAGCAAGAAGAUUCGCUGUGACGGUAUCCGACCGUGCUGCACGCAAUGCGCCAAUGUCGGUUUCGAGUGCAAGACCAGCGACAAAUUGAGCCGUCGAGCAUUUCCUCGCGGAUAUACGGAGUCUCUGGAGGAGCGAGUAAGGGCCCUGGAGGCUGAGGUGAGGGACCUGAAGACUUUGUUAGAUGAGAAGGAUGAGAAGAUCGAUGUACUCUCUCGCAUCCAUUCCUUUACUUCUCCUUCGUAUCAGAAAGCGAACACCUCACGGUCACCGGCGGGGUCAGCCAAGUCCAAUCCGCCCAGCUCCGGGGAAGAUAUAAUUCAUGUCCCGCAGCAUUCGCAGCCAGAUGAAGCGGUUGACGGUGAAUGUGCUGGGAUUUCGAGUGUCCGUGGUUUCAUUGAUACUUUCACAAACAGACUUAUGGAACAGGGCCGACUACCCUCGCAUAUCUCAAUCCGUGCUUUGACUGCCUCACCCUCCACCAUCUCUCAUUCCUGUGUUGACCAGACAAUCAAGACUGCACCCCGGUUGGUGUCUGAUCAACUCAUCAAUAUCUUUUUCCAAGAAUGGGCCCCUCUUUACCCUGUCGUGCACCGACCCACGAUCCUGAAAACCUAUGAACAGUAUAUAUCGAAUACGGAAUCUCUACAAGGCAACAAACACGACAUGACGCAAUUGAACUUGAUCUUUGGGAUUGCUGCUCUCGCUUCGACUUCGAGAACCAACCAAGAUCCCGUUUUCUUUGAAGAUAACUGGUCCCCCACUCUUGAGUUGCUUUCAAGCGAGACUUCUAUUUCAACAUUGCAGUGCUUUGUUCUGGCCCAAAUCUAUUGUAUGACCAAGGGCGACUAUACGAGCCUACUACGCUAUCGGAGCCUAUCUGUUGGGAUUUGCCAACGGCUGAGACUCCAUCAGAGCCAGAAGCGCUUCUCGGCGAACCCGCUUGUGGCCGAAACGCGGAAGAAAGUGUUCUGGUGUCAAUACGUGAUUGACCGUUUUGCGGCUGCCCUAACUGGAUUGCCUGUUCUUCUACGCGAGGGCGACAUCCGCACGGAGUACCCUGAGGACAUCGACGACGAAAAUGUCACGGAAACGGGCUUCUUGCCGACUCUUCCGGGAGAAUCUACCCGUGUGUCCAGCGCCAUUGCUCUAUUCGCUGCUUCGAGAAUAUUGAACAAAGCUCUUGAAGACCUAUAUCCCUCAGAUGGCGAUUAUGUGAUCUCUGUGUGUAAGUUGCGUUCGGUUGCGGGUCGACUAGAUGGAUGGGCCCAGGCACUGCCCUCUCAUCUUCGCCUUGAAUUCACACAGGAUAAGCCGAGCACAAAUGUCACCAGUAGCCGUUCUCCGCUUUUGUCCCUUGUCUACUACUUUAUUCGGUCUCUGAUCCAUCGCCCCGCCGUGUGCUUCGGUGACGAGCAUAUUCGCCCACCAUCCGUUCUUGCUGUCGCCGAUUCCAGCAAACAUAUCAUUCAAAUUCUUGAGCUACUCGACGAGCGGCGUCUAAGCCUUUCCAUCAAUGUUAACCGCAAAGAAUUGGUAUUUACUUGUGGCUUGGGGCUUUUAUGGCAAAAUAUUGGCCUCAAGCGGGAUAGCAAGAUUGUCAAGGAAAGCCAGAAACUGCUCAGAACGGUCGUCGAUCAGAUGGAGUCGGAAUCGUUGCCUGCUGCCAUCGAGUUCAGCAACUUAGCUAGUGUCUUGGUGUCGUUGGAUGGCAGCAAAAGCGUGCCUUCCAGUAAAUCACAGGGUAUGUGUCCACCCACGCAGAAGCCAUUGAAGUCGCCCAUGAAGCAGUUGCAAUCCUUGAAGUCCCGCUUGACCGGGAGCGCUGGUGUCAAUCAGAUUGUAAAGCCCAACUCUCCAUCACGUCGGGCCACCAUCUCCGGCACCAGUCCCCAUGUUUCUCAGCGCCAAGAACGAUCUUCUAGCUGGACCAGUCUCCCGCCCGAUAACUUCCUCCCUUCGCAUGGCCCCGCGGACAAGGCUUAUUAUUCCGCACCCGCAGGGAACUAUGAUCCCGGCCAAGUGAUUGCUGGCUCGGCUACCCCAGAUGUGGUCACGGGAGCCAUGACGAUGUCGGACUGGGAAUACGUUUUAAGUGACAUGGACCGAGGCUACUCGAACAUCUUCACGGGAAUCUAUGGCGGAAAGGAAUGUGGUGAAGAUAGCGGGCCGUUCGCGUCUAUCACCGCUGAAUAUGGUCCAAAACUAGACGUGAGGUCGGUGCCGUUGCCCGGACCACAUGGAGAAGGGCAGAGACUGUCACCUGAAGCGUGGUCUGCUACCAGCAGCAACGAUAUGCCCCCCAGUCAGGAUACGGUUGCACGAAGUGUCCUCAGCUACUCGGAUGAGAGCAUGGGCAGCACGGAUGACGGCAUCCCCUACCACGACGUUCGGCUGUCGCCCGAAGGGCAGGCCGCCUUGUUGGAUCCGUUCCGAGGAGUCAUGAUGCCUACAGUCGACGACGAAACGGACGAUUUCGGACUGGCAAGCGGUUGGGACCGGCGAUUGGCUGUGUAA